Molecule: messenger RNA, 461 nt
Organism: Caenorhabditis elegans
Lineage: Eukaryota; Metazoa; Nematoda; Chromadorea; Rhabditida; Rhabditidae
Gene: K12H6.5
Product: DsbC domain-containing protein
Exons: 3
Coding region: 2-409 (135 amino acids)
Source: RefSeq, marked reviewed
GAUGACCUCCUCGACAACCAUCCUUCUUCUUCUGGCUCUGGUGGGCUUCUCCUCCGGAUCCUACAUGUCGCAGGAAAACUCUGCAAAGCUGGCUCAACUCCACCUCAAUAUGGUGCUCCUGGCCUCAAGCUCUCAUGAAUAUGGAAUGCUUUACGAGUUGAUUCCAAGAGGAUAUGACAUUGACAGAUUCCUGCAAGACCAUCCAAAUUCCAUCACAAAAGUCACCGUCGAGCAAAUGCAACCCAGAGAGCACAUGAUGCCUCUUGCCUCUUUCGAGACUGUCAAUGGACAAAAGUUCUACGCAAUGUUCAAGCUCACUCCGAGCUCAUCAAGCCCAACUGGAUACGUGUUGUCAAAGGGAUUCAUCUGCCACAGCACCUUCUGCGCCGGAGAGUUCCCAUCAGUAUAAGGAUAAAAUGUUCAUAACCAAUAUUGAAUAAAAUUUGAGUAAUGGAAUUAAA